Molecule: messenger RNA, 1398 nt
Organism: Penicillium lagena
Lineage: Eukaryota; Fungi; Ascomycota; Eurotiomycetes; Eurotiales; Aspergillaceae
Exons: 5
Coding region: 1-1398 (465 amino acids)
Biological process (GO): resolution of meiotic recombination intermediates; DNA repair; kinetochore assembly
Cellular component (GO): Fanconi anaemia nuclear complex; FANCM-MHF complex
Molecular function (GO): protein heterodimerization activity
Source: RefSeq, a predicted model, not a curated record
AUGCCAGGCCAAGUUGCCGAGUACCUCGAGUAUGACAACUCCAGUGAAAACACCGACAGUAUCCAGUCUUCCCCACCAUAUCCUCCACAUACUAGUUGUGUCGUCGAGGUUCCCGGUAACCUCUUUGAUGCACCUGCUGGCUCGGGGUUGAUUCCCCGAGAUGCCUGUAACUGUAUGGGUGCAUGGGGUGCUGGGAUUGCUCGCUCGUUCCGACAGAGGUAUUCCCAAGCGUACCAAUACUACCGCUCCCACUGCCAGAGCUACAUAGACUAUCCAGAACGAAACAGCAUCAUCAACCUCCAGUCCGGCGACGACAGACGCAUCUCCGUGUGGAAACCACUGGGCACGGCGCUGCUGAUUCCUCCCCAGGAUUCCGAGAGACACUGGAUUAUCUGUCUCUUCACCUCACGUGGGUUUGGAAAUCGCGUCAGUUCUCCCAACCUGAUUGCAAAUAGCACCUAUGCUGCUCUUAAGGAUCUGGAGCGGUGGAUGGGAAUCUACCAGGCUCUGCACGAACACAUCGGUCUUGAUUUGCCUAAUGAUUUGUACGCGUGCCGCUUCAACUCGGGCCGUUUUGAUGUUCCUUGGCAUAGGACUCGGAAUCUUAUUGAGGGCGCCGAUGUGGCUAUGACUGUUGUUUAUCCUCCUGAGGAGAGAGCGGAAGGAUCGAAGUCACCUGACACCGUGUUUGCCUACUAUCCGCGACCCGCGUUGACAGCCCGUUUCGGUUCCACUCAACACUCCUCCCACUCCGAUUCCCACUACCACCACAAAAUGGCUGGCGAACCAGCGCAGAAAAAGCGCCGACUCCCCUUCAACCCACCUAGCCGCGCCUCAUCCACCGCCGGAUCCUCAACAUCGGCCUCCAAAGCAAAAGGCCAAGCCAAACAAACCACCAAGUCCUCAUCCUCCGCCUCCGCCUCCGCCUCCAAGUCUACCAAUCGCAAAUCCACAUCAACCAGCAAGCGUGUGCGCGCCCAGUCCCCGCCAUCAUCAGCUGCCGUCUCCGACGACGCGUCGGAUGCAGAGUCUGGAUCCAACUCCUCUAGUCACAGUCGCGAGCGCUCCGUCUCCCAAGAGCCAGACUUCAUUCUCGCUGAAAUCACCACUGCCCAAAAUGAAGCAGAGGACGUGAGCUGGAGCGAGCCGACUAUACCGUCCAAAUUACUUACGCGGUUGCUACAUCACCAUUUUACCAAGGAGAAGACAAAGGUCGCCAAGGAUGCUAAUGCGGUUGUGGCGAAGUAUGUCGAUGUCUUUGUGAGGGAGGCUAUUGCGAGAGCUGCCUAUGAGAGAGCGGAGACGGAUGGUACGUCUGGCGCGAGGGGAAUCGGCGAUGGGUUUCUGGAGGUGGAGGACCUCGAGAAAAUGGCACCACAGCUUACGAUGGACUUUUAA